AUGCCGGUGACGUUUCAACUCGUUGGAACCUCGAACCUCAACGCGAGCUCUAUGAUACCUCAUGCUUACGCUGAGGGCAGAGAGCCAGGAGCGAGACGGAAGAAGUUUGCGGGCUACCUGAAAGCCGCGAACGACCUUCGACAGACUUAUUUUAGCCAGGAUGGCGCUCGAGAGAGCCAUCACGCAGAAGAUGGAUCUGGAGCCUUCCCGGAUGCUGCUGUGGUGCGGAGUGGUAAUGAAGAGAUGAUCCUGUUUCCUAGCUAUGCGAGACGGCAUGUCAAGAGCAAGCGCCCAGCGGCUGCGACUCCAGGCCGAGAAGUGACUGAAGAGGAGUAUUGGCGUAGGGAGUGGGACAAACACGAGGACAUCAAUGCCAUUGUCGACGUCGAUGUGCGAGGCUGGAUAUACACUCCUCCCAAAGGCGCACAUACGCGCAAGCAGCGUAUGCUGAUUGGCUUGGCGAGGCAGCUUUCUGGAAUUCCUGCGCCGCCUCCAAAUCGACCUGGAGAGUCAGAUCCUUCGAGUGUAGUACCGAGCCGCUCAUCGAGCCCCACGCGACAGCAGGACGAAGACCUCAUCAACCUGGAAGCGGAGAACAUAGUGCGAAGAGGAGAGCAGGAAGAGCAUUCGGAUGCUGGCGCUACGGUCGACCCCGUCCGAAAGAGAUCCUCAUGGCAACCUCGUGAGAAGAUGACUUCCUCCGAGCUCGCCACAGCGAACAUGCAUCUUUUGGCACGGCUGAAGCCAUUCAUGGCCAAUCCCUUGGCAAACACACCAAUCAGCGCCUUCUUCUACAACGAAUCCGCUUCGAGACAGCAGACAGUAUACACCGAUGCUUCAGGCCAUUUCACCCUUCGUGCAGCUUUGGACUUCGUGCCUACGCAUGUCCGCGUAUUGGCUGGAGAGAAGCUCUCAGCUACCGAGGAAGUCAUUGUGACCUCGCCUCAUGGCGUGAGUCUCAUAAGCGACAUUGAUGAUACCAUCAAGCACUCGGCAAUAAGUGCCGGUGUUCGGGAGAUUUUCCGCAAUGCUUUCAUUCGAGAACUGGGUGACCUCACAAUCGAGGGCGUGCGAGAGUGGUAUACAACACUGCAUGAUAUGGGCGUCAAGAUACACUAUGUAUCGAACUCCCCCUGGCAGAUGUACCCAGCUCUUACCAGCUUUUUCAAGCUGGCAAAUUUACCGAAAGGAUCUUUCCACCUCAAGCAGUAUUCUGGUGGCAUGUUGCAGGGUAUCUUCGAACCUGUUGCUGAACGCAAGAGGUCAUCACUAGACAAGAUCAUGCGUGACUUCCCUGACCGCAAGUUCGUCCUUGUCGGCGACAGUGGAGAAGCUGAUCUUGAGGUGUAUACCGAGACAGCAUUGGCGAAUCCAGGGCGUGUUCUCGGUAUCUUCAUUCGGGAUGUAACUACAUCGCCCAAAACUGGCUACUUCGACUCGAACACCAGCCCUGGAGGAAGUGGGCAGCAUUCGAGAAAUCAUUCUCGUCAUCAGAGUGGCGACAGCCUUGGGAUGUCUAAGCGAUUGUCUAGGCCGGCUGAUCUGGACGAUGACGCAGAAAUGAGAGCUGCGAUCGCAGCUUCGCUUGAAGAUAUGGAGAAAGAGGCGCAACGUGCAAGAAAGUCUAUCAACCCCGACGCAUACCAAUUGGAGACCACACUAUACGGCGAAAGGACCUCAAGCUUGCCCAACAAGCCACGCUCUCCGCAGCGACUAGACCCACAUUCUCAUUCGCAACAGUCGUUCAGCGGACGUGACAUCACAGCAUCUCCAGAAGAAGACUUGAUCGACUUCUCUGACCCAGCACCCUCAAAGCCCUGGCUUGAACCGUCGCGGCGUCGGCAUUCUCCGUCCAAUAAGAGCUUGAACGGUGCAACUCUAGGUCAAAGGCCGUCGCCAUCACCUCCGCCUCCUCCUAAGCCUGCUGGACUCAGGAGUCCUCCUCCAGAUGCUCAAGCAUCAUCCGAAAGUCAGCACAAGACACCGCCACCACGACCUCGAAAACCAUCAAUACGCAAGCAGGCCAACCGCCUGUCUGGCGGCUUCGACGACGAGGGAGCGCCGGGCACACCUGGAGAUGGCAUUAGCAAGAAAGAGUAUAUGUGGCAACAACGAUGGGCCAAAGCGAAAAGCGUGCUAGAGCGUAAUGGCGUCACUCUACGGAGCUGGCGAACUGGCAGUGACGUUGCUGAUGUCUGCGUCCGUCUGGUCGAGAUGGAAUUGAGAAAGAUCGAAAGAGAAUCGAGGAGCCAGCGUGACGAUGGCCGAUGAACGGGGAACGACAUCAAAAUAGUGCAGCACCAGGGCCUUGCCACGACGGCCCAAUUAAGGAAUGGCCAGCUUGUAUAGUCUGAACCUGCAAAGGCAAGAUUGAAAGAUGCUCAUCUGGGCUUAGAAGUGUGGAAGUAGUCGGGUAUUAUUGCACAAUGACCGAUUAGCUCCUACCAUGUGAAACAGGAUCUCUACUUGAUCAGGGAGUCUACAGCAAGCUGGGACGAUUCUUAGGCUGAAUGAUAAUAUGUCGGCAAAAUUACUGUAUCGAGUCUGCCAAGACUUUAUGGCUGUGCACACAGGAUCUACUUCAUACGCACCAGGUCUGGGCUAUGAGUCCGGAUGGACUCACACGUUACUCCACAGCCAAGGAGUGUAGACCGAAGGAAGGCUUGAGUCCCUUCGAGAUCGGUGCGAAGACACGAGUCGUUGACGUUCAAAGGUGUGGGGGCGAAGCCAUGUCCUGAAGAUUCGACCAAGCCAGGGAAGUAGGGAAUUCGAUUCAGCAACGCUGCGAAACCUGGGAAUCUGAACGCUUGUGUGAGUGUGGAGUUGAAGGCAUACAAGGCUGAGGCGAGAGACGCUUGUACGUAUUCGCAUUUGCCGAGCUGUGAGGAGGCUGCGGAGACGAUCAUACACUGCAUACAGACAUCGAAAUUAAUCUGCAUGGCC
Molecule: messenger RNA, 2943 nt
Organism: Pseudocercospora fijiensis CIRAD86
Lineage: Eukaryota; Fungi; Ascomycota; Dothideomycetes; Mycosphaerellales; Mycosphaerellaceae
Exons: 4
Coding region: 1-2271 (756 amino acids)
Cellular component (GO): actin cortical patch
Molecular function (GO): phosphatidate phosphatase activity
Source: RefSeq, a predicted model, not a curated record